AUGAGUUCCCAAUUGAAAGAGGGUGACGAGCCCACAAAGUCUUCACUCGAUGCAUCCCACCUCGAAGUCGUCGGCAACACCAAUGAGCUGUUGGAUGUUGCUGAGCGAGUGGCGGAAAUCCGCUGCAGUCCCUGGACCAAGAGCAUGUUUCGGCUUUACGGAUGUCUGCUCAUUUCCUACUUCUGCGGGUGCCUAAAUGGCUUCGACGGCUCCCUAAUGGGCGGGCUAAAUGCCAUGAGCUCCUACCAGGACACUUUCAAUACCGGAACCACAGGUUCGCAGGUUGGGUUCAUUAUGGCCGUCUACAAUAUAGGUUCCGUGGCAGCCAUACCCUUCACUGGCCCCAUCAACGAUUAUCUUGGACGACGUGCGGGCAUGCUCGCCGGUGCUGCUCUGAUCAUCCUCGGUACAUGUAUACAGGCACCCGCCCAUAAUAUUCAGAUGUUCAUCGGCGGCCGGUUUAUUCUCGGGUUUGGGGUCAGUUUCUGCUCCGUCAGCGCGCCAUGCUACGUCAGCGAAAUGUCUCAUCCUAAGUUUCGCGGAGUUCAAACCGGCCUAUAUAACUGCAUGUGGUGGCUCGGGUCCAUAAUUGCAAGCUGGACCAUAUACGGCUGUGCAAAAUGGGACAAUCCGUACGCCUUCCGGAUCCCGAUCUGGCUCCAGCUCUGUUCCUCGGUGAUUGUGGGAGUAGGAGUCUGGUUUAUCCCCGAAUCCCCUCGGUGGCUCAUCGCGCACGGCAAGAUAGAGCAAGCACGGGCAGUUCUAGCAAGGUAUCAUGGUGAGGGCUCGGAGGAUCACCCUAUUGUUCGCCUGCAAAUGGUGGAGAUGCAGCACACGAUCCGCCGCGAUGCGUCCGAUAAGAAAUGGUGGGACUAUAAGGAACUCAUCAGCACUCACUCCGCACGCCGCCGACUUGUGUGUGUACUAGGAAUGGCCUGCUUUGGCCAACUCAGUGGGAACUCGGUCACUGGAUACUACCUACCUGUCAUGCUCGCAAAUGCCGGCAUAACAUCCGAAGACACCCAACUGUUGAUUAACGGUCUUAACCCGGUCAUAUGCUUUAUUGCUUCUAUUCUGGGCGCCCAGUUCUGUGACAGGAUCGGACGAAGACCGAUACUCCUGUGGUCCAUUGGGUUUUGUUCCAUCUGCUUUGCCGUUAUUACAGGAACAUCAAAGGCCGCCAUUGAGGGCAACACCACGGCGGCUUACGGCACCAUUGUAUUUGUGUUUCUCUUUGGUGCUGUCUUCUCAUUUGGGUGGACUCCGCUGCAGACAAUGUAUAUCGUGGAGACCCUGACGACGACUACACGGGCCAAGGGCACUGCAAUCGGCAACCUGGCCUCCGCCGCCAGCAGUGUGGUGAUACAGUACUCCUCUGGCCCGGCUUUCGCUGACAUUAGUUAUUACUUCUAUCUCUUCUUCGUCUUCUGGGAUAUCUUUGAGGGAGUCUUCAUCUUCUUUUUCUUCCCCGAGACCAAGGACAGAACCCUGGAAGAAAUGGACGAAAUAUUUGAGGCACGAAACCCAGUCAGUAAGAGUCUGGAGAAGCGGAGCACCGACACUGUAUUCAACACGGUCGGUGCCAGCUCUGUGCAAACAGCGUAG
Molecule: messenger RNA, 1605 nt
Organism: Aspergillus calidoustus
Lineage: Eukaryota; Fungi; Ascomycota; Eurotiomycetes; Eurotiales; Aspergillaceae
Source: the annotation of a GenBank genome assembly